Messenger RNA from Manihot esculenta (cassava), 6463 nucleotides. Its product is annotated as histone-lysine N-methyltransferase SUVR5. Gene Ontology annotation, molecular function: protein binding; histone methyltransferase activity; zinc ion binding. The record is from RefSeq and is a predicted model, not a curated record. The coding region runs from base 1393 to 5955 and encodes 1520 amino acids. Gene Ontology annotation, cellular component: nucleus. Lineage: Eukaryota; Viridiplantae; Streptophyta; Magnoliopsida; Malpighiales; Euphorbiaceae. The transcript has 11 exons.
GUGAAAAUGUUUAGUAUUGCUUUCUUGUGUAUCUUGAGUGUCAAUGAGUUGCGUGCAAGUGAUUUCCUUUGCUCUUUAGAAUUUGAUGGAAUCCAUGUUGCUUGUUUUUAGCAUUUGCUACGUCUUAGUAAAAUUUUCUAUUGUGUCUUUUUUGAAAGGAAAAAAAAUUGCCUUGAUGAAAAAGUUCCACUUCAAUAUGUUUGCACUAGCUUUCACUUGAUAUUUACAUGUAAUUUUAUACUUAUGCCCAUAUUUUUAAGAUAAUUAAGCAAUUGGAAGUAGAUAUUUAAAUCUAUCUUAUCAUUAAAAAAAAAUCCCAUGAGAAUUUCAGCAGUGUUUUUUUUUUUUUUUUUGCAUUUAAGAGGUGAUAAUAACUACAACAAUAAUGCUAAAAAGACUCCAAAUGAUAUUAAGCAUUUGAGCAGUUGAAUGUGAAAUAUUAUGUUGUUUCUUCAAUAAGCAACUGUGAAAAAUUUAAGUAAUUAGGUUAAGGCUUCUUGAUUUAUAGGUAUAUGGCAUUUUGUUAAUUGAUUUAAAUGGUAACUACGAGGCUUGUCAAUAUGGUCUAAAGAAAAUAAUGAUGGAAGAUGUGAACUGUGGAGAAAAAAUAGCAACAUAAGUUAAGAAAAAAGGAAAGUUAGCAGAUAAACUUGCUUAAAUUGCUAGAGUUUAUUAGAUCAACUUUCAAAAUGGAAUGCAUAACUAUGGUUUUUUAUAACAUUUUCAACAUAUUUCUCAGUCACUUUGACCCGGUGAAAUAUGAGCUAUUCACAUAUGUAAGUGCACGGAGUUAUGUUCUUUGUCUUUCUUCUUUACUUGCACAUAGAGAAUUACAUUUAGCUGAUUUAGGUUGAAAUAUUUUGCUGUCUUCUUUUGUUACUAUAGGAUGCAGUGCACUGUUGACUGUGUACUUACAAGAUUUAGAGAAAAAGAUGCUUAAAUUUUCUUGAAGGUUGAGAGACAGAUCCAUAUCAUAAGCAUUUAGAAGUUUUUCUCAAACAUUUAGAAGUAGAAACAUUGCAUAUAUCUAUUAGAUAAUUGCCUGAUAUACCCGUACCAUCUUGGGGGAAUUUUUGGGCAAAUAGUGGUGCUGGUUAGAUGAUAAAACAAGAAAAGAAGAAAAAAAGAAAAAUCAUUAUGUUCAAUCAUUUGACAACAUAGGUUUUUGAACAUUAAAUUAUGAAGGCCAUCUUCAGGUUGCACCAUCAUAUGAUUUGUUGAUUCUGUCCAGCAUCGGAAGCAGUUGUACUAUUACAUUAUCUGUUGAUUCUUUUUUACAUGCUUCUGAUUCUUCUAUGUGUUGAACCUUUUUUUUUUUUUGAAUAGGUAAUUGAUUUUGAAAUAAUUAAUUACACUGUGCAUUAUAUGGGAUUACAGAUUUUAAUUUAAGUCAUGGAAGUGCUUCCUUCUUCUGGUGUUCAAUAUGUUGGAGAAUCUGAUUGUGCUCAACAGAAUUCAGGAACAAGUUUUACUUAUGAUGGAGAAUCUAAUAGCUUUGAACAAGUAAAACAAGUUCAAAUGGUGGAUAGUGGAGUGAAUAUCUUAUCACCAGUUGGGGAAGGGUCUCAAAUAGAAAGGCAAAGUGAUGGAAAAGGGGCAGCAAAUGGAUUGCCUCUCUCUGAAGGACAUCAAAGUGGACCUUCAUAUUCUGAUGUUCAGGUGGAGAGCCAAAAAUUAUCUGGUGAUUCUCAUGAUCUUGAAGAUGAUGACUUGAAUGUACAGAAUUCUUGUACAGAACCUUGUGAAGCUCCCGAGAACUUCAAUUUAAUUGUGGAUAGUGUUGAAAGUGAGCCAACAAACAAUAGGGAUGGAGAGUCAGAAUCCCUUUUAGAGCCCAAGUGGCUAGAACAAGAUGAAUCUGUGGCAUUGUGGGUCAAGUGGAGAGGGAAGUGGCAGGCAGGAAUUAGAUGUGCAAGGGCAGACUGGCCGCUAUCAACUUUGAAAGCAAAACCAACUCAUGAUCGAAAGAAGUAUUUUGUGAUAUUUUUUCCACAUACUAGGAAUUACUCCUGGGCAGAUAUGCUACUUGUCCGAUCAAUCAACGAAUUUCCACAGCCUAUUGCAUAUAGGACACAUAAAAUUGGACUUAAAAUGGUUAAGGAUUUGAAUGUUGCACGGCGGUUUAUAAUGCAAAAGCUAGCUGUUGGCAUGCUAAAUAUUGUUGAUCAAUUUCAUAGUGAGGCUCUGAUAGACACUGCUCGAGACGUAAUGGUCUGGAAGGAAUUUGCUAUGGAGGCUUCACGUUGUAGUGGUUAUGCUGAUCUUGGAAGAAUGCUUUUGAAGCUUCAAAAUAUGAUAUUGCAGCAGUACAUAAAAUCUGACUGGCUUGAACAUUCUUUUCAAUCUUGGGAACAACGGUGUCAGGUUGUACAAAGUGCUGAAUCUGUUGAAUUGCUGAGGGAGGAAUUGUCUGAUUCUAUCCUAUGGAACAAAGUCAAUUCUCUCUGGAAUGCACCAGUGCAGCCAACUUUAGGUUCUGAGUGGAAAACCUGGAAGCAUGAAGUUAUGAAAUGGUUCUCAACAUCUAAUCCUGUAUCUACUUGUGGAGAUGUAGAGCCAAGGAGCAAUGGCAGUCCCUCAACCAUGAGUCCGCAAGUUGGCAGGAAGAGGCCUAAGCUUGAAGUGCGCCGUGCAGAUUCACAUGCUUCCCAGUUGGAAACAAGCAGUCUACUUCAAACUAUGACUGUUGAAAUUGACUCUGAGUUUUUCAAUAACCGAGACAUCAUUAAUGCUUCUACUGUGGCAUUAGAGCUUUCUAAGGAGGAAGAUUUUAGAGAGGGAUCUGCGCCUAUGGAGUCUCCUUGCAGUGUGCCUGACAAAUGGGAUGGAAUUGUACUUGAAGCUGGAAAAUCUGAACUCAUGCAAACCAAAGAUAUUGAAAGUACUCAUAUGAAUGAAGUUGUGGAUAAGAAAAUGAUAGAUCCUGGAAAUAAGAAUCGGCAAUGCAUUGCCUUUAUUGAAUCGAAAGGAAGGCAGUGUGUUAGAUGGGCAAAUGACGGUGAUGUUUACUGUUGUGUACAUUUGGCCUCUCGUUUCAUUGGCAGCUCCAACAGGGCUGAGGCAAGUCCUCCUGUUAAUACUCCAAUGUGUGAAGGCACCACUGUUCUUGGAACUCGAUGUAAACAUCGGUCUCUACCAGGUUUCUCAUUCUGUAAGAAACACAAACCCCGGAUUGACACAACAAAUACCUCGAGUUCACCUGAAAACACACAUAAGAGAAAGCAUGAGGAGAUUAUCGAAGGUUCAGAGGCCACGCGCUGCAAAGAUAUGGUAUUGGUUGGAGAAGUUGAAAGUUCCCUUCAAGUAGAGCCUAUCUCAAUCAUGGAUGGGGACACAUUCCAUGGCAAGAACAUGUUAAUUGAGAAGGUUGAGCAUUCCUUUCAGGAUCAUGAUGGCAAGGAGGUGUUACAUUGCAUUGGCUCAAGUACUAUUGAUUGUAAUGCCCCUUGUCAUGACACUCCAAAGCGCUAUUCAUUAUACUGCGAUAAACACAUCCCAAGUUGGCUUAAACGUGCAAGAAAUGGUAAAAGCAGAAUUAUACCAAAGGAAGUAUUCAUAGAUCUUUUAAAGGAUUGCCAUUCCCUGGAUCAAAAAUUGAGUUUACAUCGAGCUUGUGAGCUUUUCUACAAGCUCUUCAAAAGUAUUUUGUCCCUAAGAAAUCCUGUUCCUAUGGAAAUUCAACUUCAAUGGGCCUUGUCUGAAGCUUCUAAGGAUUUCAGCAUUGGAGAACUCUUAUUGAAGUUGGUUUGCACUGAAAAAGAGAGACUUGCCAAGAUAUGGGGCUUCAGUGGGGAUGAAGAUGUACAUGUUUCCUCCCCAGUCAUGGCAGAAUCAACAAUUAUGCCCUUGGCUGCUAGUGGUAGCCAUGAUGAUGAAAAUUCAUUUAAAUGCAAAUUUUGCUCGGAGGAAUUUCUUGAUGACCAAGAACUUGGCAACCACUGGAUGGACAAUCAUAAAAAGGAAGCACAAUGGUUAUUUAGAGGUUAUGGCUGUGCCAUCUGCCUGGACUCGUUUACUAACAGGAAACUGCUGGAGACCCAUGUGCAAGAAAGACACCAUGUACAAUUUGUUGAACAAUGCAUGCUUCUUCAAUGCAUUCCUUGUGGCAGCCACUUUGGCAAUGCUGAAGAGUUAUGGUUACAUGUUCUCUCAGUCCAUCCUGCUGAAUUCAGGCUAUCAAAAGCGGCUGAACAGCAUAAUCUACCUCUGGAAGAAGAAAAAGAGGAUUCUUUAGAGAAACUUGAAUUGGACAGUACAGCUCCUGUAGAAAAUAAGUCAGAGAAUUUAGGGGGAAUCCGGAAGUUCAUAUGCAAGUUCUGCGGAUUGAAGUUUGAUUUGCUGCCUGACCUUGGCCGGCAUCAUCAGGCUGCUCACAUGCGACCGAAUCUAUUCAGCUCUCGGCCCCCAAAGAAGGGGGUUCGUUAUUAUGCUUACAGAUUAAAAUCUGGAAGACUUAGCCGUCCUAGAUUUAAGAAAGGUUUGGGAGCAGCAACAUAUAGGAUCAGGAACAGGGGCGGUGCUAGCAUGAAGAAAUGUAUCCAGGCAUCAAAGUCACUUACCACUGGGGGCUUAAGUGUACAGUCUCAGGUAGCUGAGCAAGCAUCUCUCGGUAAAUUGGCAGAAUCCCAAUGCUCCGAAGUUGCAAAGAUAUUGUUUUCCGAGAUUCAGAAGGCUAAACCUCGCCCCAAUAACCUUGACAUAUUAGCUGCUGCACGCACUGCUUGCUGUAAGGUGAGCCUAAAGGCCUCACUGGAAGGGAAGUAUGGAGUAUUGCCAGAACGUUUGUAUCUAAAGGCAGCCAAACUUUGCAGUGAGUAUAGUAUUAGAGUGAAGUGGCAUCAGGAGGGGUUUGUUUGUCCCAGAGGAUGUAAGAGUUUUAGGGACCCAGGAUUACUCUCACCCUUAAUGCCUCUUUGUAACUGUUUUGUAAGUAAACAGUCUGCUCCUUCUUCCAACCAUAUGAACAAUGAGUUGGAAGUGGAUGAAUGCCACUAUGUCAUCGAUAUGUAUGAUUUUAGAGAGAUUCCUAGACAAAAGUCCACCGUAUUGUGCAAUGACAUAAGCUUUGGGAAGGAAUCAAUACCAAUAGCUUGUGUAGUAGAUGAGGACCUCCUAGCAUCCCUUAAUGUCUUUGCAGAUGGUUCUGAUGGUCAAAUUACUAAGUUCCCAAUGCCCUGGGAAAGCUUUACAUAUAUCACAAGCCCAUUGCAUGAUCAAUCUCAUGAUCAUGUUAUUGAGAAUUUGCAAUUGGGGUGUGCUUGCCCUGAUUCAUUAUGCUCUCCUGAAACUUGUGAUCAUGUUUACCUCUUUGAUAAUGACUAUGAAGAUGCAAGAGAUAUUUUUGGGAAGUUCAUGCAUGGCAGGUUCCCAUAUGAUGAUAAAGGGCGGAUAAUAUUGGAGGAGGGUUACCUUGUUUAUGAGUGCAAUCGCAUGUGCAGGUGCAACAAAACAUGCCCUAAUAGGGUUUUGCAGAAUGGAAUACGAUUAAAGCUGGAAAUCUUUAAAACAAUGAAUAAGGGAUGGGCAGUCAGGACAGUUGAACCAAUUCUACGUGGCACAUUUGUGUGUGAGUAUAUUGGGGAGGUUUUAGAUGAGCAGGAGGCAAAUGAAAGGCGUGGCAGAUAUGGUGAACAAGGUUGCAGCUAUAUGUAUGAAAUUGAUGCUCGUACCAAUGAUAUGGGCAGAUUGAUUGAAGAACAGGUCAAAUAUGUGAUUGAUGCCACCAAGUAUGGGAACGUUUCACGGUUCAUCAAUCACAGCUGCUUGCCCAAUCUUGUGAACCACCAAGUUCUUGUCAACAGCAUGGAUUCUCAGCAUGCUCAUAUUGGUCUGUAUGCAAGUCGAGAUAUAGUUUCUGGUGAAGAACUAACAUACAAUUAUCAAUACAACAUGCUGCCUGGAGAAGGAUAUCCUUGCCAUUGUGAAACUUCCAAUUGCAGAGGGCGCCUGUGCUAAAUCUUAAUGAACUUUGAGUUCUUGUGGUCUUAUCUGUGAAUAAUAAGGGAUAUGAGAGAUCGGAGCCCAGUCCACUCAACUCAUUGAGCGGACACCAUGCAUGAAAGCUAACAAUAACUUGGUCAGGUCCAGCAUUUCUGCAACGAUUUUCGGGGAUCCCACCGAGUUGUUUGUAUCAGUUCACAUUUUACACACGUUAUCUGAGAAAGAGGAAACCUCAUUUUCUCUUAGGCAUCUCCUUUUCUGUAGCAGCAAACAGGGAUGCCCCCUGGUUAGCUUCUAGUUUAGGUUUUCUAAUUUUUAUGUUUGAAGUUUGCAGCAGGUGUCAUGUUCGUGGGUAUUCUUUUCCUGAGAAUGCAUAAGUAGCCUGUUUCAAAUAAUUUUUGGCUGCUAAGAUUGCUUAUUACCCGCCAUUGACAUGUAAAUAUUUGAACGAACAAGCUUGCAUUUUUAUGCAAUGGAAUAUUUUCUACAGAGUACAUAAUGCUGCAGAAAGCAAGUUGCUCUA